UGUACAAAUUCGAAUGUUUAAGCUAAGGUCGGCUUAAGCGUCUUAGUGUCUGGGUAAUUAAGUUGCUUGAUAUAUAACCUACAGUAUCACUAUGAUGAACAGUUUAAAUACCAGAAGUCUUGAUGACUAUCGUGUAAAUGCUUGUGAUGCAAUCCAGUUCAAACUAAUUAGGGACAAGGGAGCUAUCGAUUCGGCGGAUACAUUUAAUCCUGAGUUCACUCACCAAAUCUUCGGUGAAAGUGAACAAAUAUUCGGAUAUCGUGAUCUCAAAGUUGAUAUUUUUUAUGCAGCAGACACCCUGUCAACAUGUAUUGAUAUUUCCUAUACAUCAAAAGUUGACCCUCAACUUUCCAAAGGUGUAAUGCCUGACGAUAUUCUGCACAUAUUAUCUGAUGUUUAUCCAUAUGACAUCAGUAAAAACCGGAAUAAUUUUCUAAAAAACUUUGAUGAAACGUUUACUUUUACCCCAUAUGGAGUUAACAGAUAUAGUUAUCAAAUUAUGAAAGAUAAACAUCCAAAGAAAUUUUCUGUUUUUUUCAUCGAACAUGGAAUGCCUGGAUUUGAACAAUUCCUUGAAUAUCAUAAACGGAUGGAAUCUUUCCUUCUUUUCUUUAUAGAUGGUGCAUCUGCUAUAUCUACAGACGAUAUUCAAUGGUGUUAUUAUAUGAUUUAUGAAAAUAUUGGUCAAACAGAUGACGGAAAAUCCAAAUAUGGAUUUAUUGGUUACAUGACAGUUUAUAAGUUUUAUGCUUAUCCCAAAAAUCUUCGACCACGUGUUAGCCAGGUCCUGAUUCUUCCACCUUAUAGAAACAAUGGACAUGCUACACAACUUUUGCAAACUUUUUAUCGUGAUUUUGUGCCAAUGUCGAAUGUCAUUGAUAUAGCAGUUGAGGACCCAUCACCUGAUUUCCAACGUAUUAGAGAUUUAUUGGAUUGCAAACGCUGCCUGGAAACUCCAGAAGUGAUGCAAACUUUAACACACUCUAAUGGUGUGAAUGGACAUACUAUCAACGAAAAAUCUUCUGCAAUACAUUUCCGAGAAAUUUCUAGGACAAAGUUAAAACUAAAUCGUUGUCAAAGUCGACGAGUGUAUGAAAUUCUUCGAUUGUAUUUGUUACCUCGUACUGAUGAAUAUGUGAAAUCGUUUUCUGACGCAUUAACUAAGCGUGCCACUGCAUACUUUCAGCGAGUCCGACCAGAUGCUAUGCGAGGGUCUUCUUUGAUGUCUAAACCAGUUGGUUCUUCUUCUUCUUCUUAUAAUCCAUUGAAAAAAGCAUUUGACGAAGCUGCGGAUGAAUAUUUUGAAAGUCAACUUCAUGAAGAAGUAUCUACCUUGUUGAAAAACUACCAAGAUAUUGUACAUAAACUUGAUCGUUUCGCCUCAUCACUUAGAAAACAAUCCUAACUGAUGUCAUAUAAGAUUUCCCGUUGUAUUGUUUUUUCUGAAAAGAGUAUUGCACCAAGAUUUCUACUCAAUAAAGAGUG
Messenger RNA from Schistosoma turkestanicum, 1485 nucleotides. Lineage: Eukaryota; Metazoa; Platyhelminthes; Trematoda; Strigeidida; Schistosomatidae. The record is from the annotation of a GenBank genome assembly.